UCCUCGGCAGAGCUGCCGGGCCCAGCCGCCUCCCCGCCACCGGACUGCUGACGGCGGAGGGGGGUGCUCGUUUGUUUGUUCCCUCCCCCACCCCCCAUAGGAAAAGGAGGGGGAAAAAGGAAGAAGUGAAGAGAUCCCCGCCGCUUGCAAAAGUCUUUGUCUCCGGAUGAACAGCGAUGGGGGAAUGGACUAUUCUAGAGAGGCUACUGGAAGCUGCCGUGCAGCAGCACUCUACUAUGAUAGGGAGGAUCCUGCUGACCGUGGUGGUGAUCUUCAGGAUACUCAUUGUGGCCAUUGUAGGGGAGACGGUGUACGAUGACGAGCAAACUAUGUUUGUGUGUAACACGCUGCAGCCAGGCUGCAAUCAGGCUUGUUACGACCAGGCUUUCCCUAUUUCUCAUAUAAGGUACUGGGUGUUCCAGAUCAUCAUGGUGUGCACUCCCAGCCUCUGCUUCAUAACGUAUUCUGUUCACCAGUCUGCUAAGCAGAGGGAACGGAGGUACUCCACUGUCUUCCUCACCCUGGAGAGGGACCAGGACUCAAUGAAGCGUGAGGACAGUAAGAAAAUCAAGAACACCAUUGUCAACGGGGUGCUGCAGAACACCGAGAACUCCACCAAAGAGGCAGAACCAGACUGCUUAGAAGUGAAGGAAAUCCCCAAUCCUGCUAUCAGAACUACAAAGUCAAAGAUGAGGAGGCAAGAAGGCAUUUCUCGAUUUUAUAUCAUCCAAGUUGUCUUUCGAAAUGCGCUAGAGAUUGGAUUCUUAGUGGGACAGUAUUUUCUGUAUGGAUUCAAUGUCCCUUCCAUGUAUGAAUGUGACAGAUACCCUUGCAUUAAAGAAGUAGAGUGCUAUGUCUCUAGACCCACUGAGAAGACUGUAUUCUUGGUAUUCAUGUUUGCUGUCAGUGGGAUUUGUGUGGUGCUCAAUUUGGCAGAACUGAACCACUUGGGCUGGAGAAAGAUCAAAAUGGCAGUGAGAGGAGUACAGGCAAAAAGGAAAUCCAUAUACGAAAUCAGAAAUAAGGACCUGCCAAGAAUGAGCAUGCCUAACUUUGGCAGGACUCAGUCAAGUGACUCAGCUUAUGUGUGAGGCUGUGACAGAACUGAAGCACUGUGCCAGGUGGAACAGACCCAGACACCAUUAGAGAAAGGUACAUUGCUUAGGCAAGCAUUUUAUCAAACCACCAAGAAAGCCAUUAAGGUAUUGGAUCUGCACUUACUGAACUAGAUGCAAAAUGCAGUGCUAUGUAAAAGACUGAAAAAACACCUAUAAAACCAUGCUUGAUCUAGCCUUACAGCACAGUUACUAUUCUUAUUCUUUUUCUUUCUAAUGAUUGGGUGUUAUCUUUCGAUGGAGCAGCUUUUUGGUUAUCAUUAGGAUGAGACUACAGUUUGGAUUGUCUGACUAAUUGUUGUAAACGUGUAGAAUGUUCUUAUUAAAAAUCUGCAAGGAUACUCUAUAUGGGGUGGGGUGGGGUGGGGGAAACUGUUGCAAUGUGCAAAUGUAAGCAUGUUUUAAAAGGAGGGUAAUUGCACUGUUAGGAACCUGACCACAGCUUGAUCAGGACAUCUGUGCACACCUAUUUCAUAGAUGUCUGCUAUUAUUUUCUUUGUCCAGAUCACAGCAUUUUUUCCUGGUGUGUAUUACUAGCUAUUUUCUAACAUAGUUUGUACAACAAUUAGUUAUGCUAAACAAUAAAUGCAGAAUAUAAUUUUGCCAUUUUUUUGUUUGCCUGCCCACACAUACACCAGAGACCUUAAUCAUCUUACACUAGUCGUGACCUACAAAAUAUGUCCAUAUAUUUCAGUUUAUUCCCUAAUAUGUGCAUAAAUAAGACGGAGCUGGUUCACAUCAGCGAAGUUAUGUAUUUACCUACGAUUACCUAUGAUGACACACAUACCAAAGGAACAGAGUUCAUUGCUUUUAACUGUGAAUAUAUCACCUUCUCUCUGCUCUUAUUUAUAUAAGUGCCAUACUUGAAACAUCUAACUCUGUACUUAGUCAAAAGGUUGUCUUGGGAUACCAGCUGGAAUAAAGUGAUUUUAUACUGUCCUUUGUUUAUUUUAUGCUAUUUGUUCAGUCAUUGCAAAGCUGUAAAAAGCAGCUAAAAUCUCUAUUGAUAAAUAAAGUUCUUGCCUUUUUUUGUAA
Molecule: messenger RNA, 2150 nt
Organism: Dromaius novaehollandiae (emu)
Lineage: Eukaryota; Metazoa; Chordata; Aves; Casuariiformes; Dromaiidae
Gene: GJD2
Product: gap junction protein delta 2
Exons: 2
Coding region: 177-1091 (304 amino acids)
Biological process (GO): cell-cell signaling
Cellular component (GO): connexin complex
Molecular function (GO): gap junction channel activity
Source: RefSeq, a predicted model, not a curated record